CUCCAUUAUUUUCAUGUUUAGUUUAAUUCACAUCUAAUUUAUUUGAUAUUUAUUUAUAUUUAUUAUACAUUUAUAACCAUAUAUUGUAUUAUAUAUUGAGUCAUAUGUAUUGAUCUCACUAUUAGUCAAGUAUUAGUCAAUUGAAUGAAACAGUGAUUCAAACAAAUCAUAACAAUAACAGUGAGAGUGAGUGAAGCGGUCAUCAAAACAUCAAAUCAAAGGAGAUUCUUGGAGCCCAUCGUUCAGUACAAAGGCAUCUAAUCUGCAAACUCUGAGCAGCUCUUCAGCGAUGGACACCAAUGAGAAUGAGUCGCAAAUCGCAAGCUUUUAUAAAGACCGAAGCGUUUUCAUUACAGGCGCCACAGGUAUUAGUUGAGAAACUGUUGCGUUCGUGCAGUGAUGUCAAGAAUAUCUAUGUCUUACUCCGGACUAAAAAAGGUCUGAACGCCCGCUCCCGUCUCGACGAACUGCUUAACACUAAAAUUUUUGAGAAGAUUCGCGAUGAGAACCCGAAAGCAUUGAACAAAAUAGUGGCCAUUCAGGGGGACAUCACUCUCAACAGUUUGGGAAUAUCCGAGAGUGACUUGAAUUUGCUUUCAAGCGAUGUCUCCAUUGUAUUUCAUUCAGCGGCGACCGUCAAGUUUGACGAACCCUUGAAGACUUCAGUGGAGUUCAACGUAAUCGGAACCCGAAGAUUAGUCGAAAUAUGCCAUAAAAUGCCAAAAUUAGUGGCUUUAAUCCACGUGUCGACCGCAUACGCCAACUGCAACCGAUCGGAAAUCGAUGAACUGCUAUACUCUCCGCCCGUUUCGCCCCAAAAAAUCGUGGACGCAGUUGAAUGGAUGGACGACGAGGUCAUCAACUCAUUGACGCCUAAACUGCUGGGCGAUCGGCCCAACACUUACACGUAUACGAAAGCAUUGGCCGAAUCGCUUUUGGUGGACGAGUGCGGGAGCCUACCGGUAGCUAUAGUGAGGCCAUCCAUAGUGACCGCCUCCUGGAAGGAGCCGUUGCCGGGUUGGGUCGACAACAUUAACGGCCCGACGGGUCUGAUCCUUGCGAGUGGUAAAGGAAUUCUGCGCACAAUGCUCUUCAACUCGAAGGCCGGCGCUGACCUGAUCCCAGUGGACACUGUCAUUAAUCUGAUGAUAUCUGUGGCCUGGUAUACGGCUACACAACAGCCCAACAGCAUAAUGGUCUACAACUGCACGUCAGGUCAGCACAAUCGGAUCACUUGGGGUGACAUCGAGAGGAUUGCCUUCCCUUUACUGCUUCAUUACCCGAGCGCUGAGAUAUUCCGAUAUCCGGGCGGAAACUUCAAAGAGAACCUGGCCUGGUAUACGGCCACACAACAGCCCAACAGCAUAAUGGUCUACAACUGCACGUCAGGUCAGCACAAUCGGAUCACUUGGGGUGACAUCGAGAGGAUUGCCUUCCCUUUACUGCUUCAUUACCCGAGCGCUGAGAUAUUCCGAUAUCCGGGCGGAAACUUCAAAGAGAACCGUCUGUUUAACGACAUUUGCUCCUUCUUUGACCACAUAAUUCCCGCCUAUUUUUUUGACGCUUUGAUGGCACUGACGGGUCGCAAGAGAAUUAUGGUCAGAAUCUACGAGAAGUUGCAUCGGGCGACCGGUGCCCUCGAAUGGUUCACCACAAGAGAGUGGAAGUUCAGUGCGAAUAAUGUACUGAUGCUUAUCGAUCAACUCAAGGGAGUGGAUAAAGAGACAUUCCAUUUUGAUAUCCGUGACCUCCAUUGGCCCACAUAUUGGGAGGACUAUGUGUUGGGUUCGCGGAAAUACAUACUAAAAGAAGACAACUCCUCUCUA
Messenger RNA from Oppiella nova, 1826 nucleotides. Lineage: Eukaryota; Metazoa; Arthropoda; Arachnida; Sarcoptiformes; Oppiidae. The record is from the annotation of a GenBank genome assembly.